This is a messenger RNA of Gongylonema pulchrum, 786 nucleotides long. The record is from the annotation of a GenBank genome assembly. NCBI's taxonomy places the organism in Eukaryota, Metazoa, Nematoda, Chromadorea, Rhabditida, Gongylonematidae.
AUGAAUCUUGGCAGUGCACAUAACAUACCCCAUUAUAAAACUUUGGAAGAUGUCAUCCGAGGCAUCAAAAAGGCCGGCUUGGAAUACUCAAAUUUGAUUUUCGGCAUUGAUUAUACCAAAUCGAAUAAAUAUCAAGGUGAAAGAACAUUCGAUGGAAGAAAUCUACAUUCCAUCAGCUCUAAAGAACUAAAUCCCUAUCAACAGGUCAUUGAAAUUGUCGGAAAGACGUUAUCGUCAUUUGAUGCAGAUGGCGUUAUACCAGCAUAUGGAUUCGGUGAUGAAGAGUCAACGGAUCAGCGUGUUUUCAAUUUGUACGACAAAAAUGAUCUGCUUGCUGAGUGUAACGGAUUUGAAGAAGUGCUGAAGAUUUACAAUGAGAAAACACCAUAUAUCGGGAUGUCCGGGCCCACGAAUUUCGUACCUUUAAUUGAGCAGGCAGUGGCAAUUGUGCGCGAGAAGCAAUCGUAUCACAUAUUGGUUAUAGUUGCCGAUGGUCAGGUAACGAACGAGAAAAUUAACCAGAAAGCAAUUGCUGCCGCAUCACACUAUCCAUUAUCAAUUAUCAUGGUUGGCGUUGGCGACGGGCCGUGGAAUAUGAUGACUCGAUUUGAUGAGACACUCCCAAAGCGGAUGUUCGACAAUUUCCAUUUCGUUGAUUUUCAUAAAGUGAUGUUUAAUGUACCAAACCAGGAAGCGUCAUUUGCACUGAACGCACUUAUGGAAAUCCCGGACCAGUAUAAGGCAAUCAAGGAACUUGGCUUAUUGAAGCAUUCCCGACGUGGAUAA